Messenger RNA from Laetiporus sulphureus 93-53, 723 nucleotides. RefSeq lists its product as uncharacterized. The transcript is spliced from 5 exons. Lineage: Eukaryota; Fungi; Basidiomycota; Agaricomycetes; Polyporales; Laetiporaceae. Bases 1 to 723 code for a protein of 240 amino acids. The record is from RefSeq and is a predicted model, not a curated record.
AUGGAUGAGGGUAAUGACGAGUGGACCAUCAGGUGGCCAUCACUCUGCUACACGCUAGCGCUCCUAGCCGAUGCAAGAAAGAGGAAGCAGGAGGAACGCGGGAGCGGCGGGGCUGCAUCCGAGAAAAUAGCUCGAUCGAUCGACGUCUCAGUUUGGUCCACGCCACCUCGCUCGGUGACAAGAAAAACGGACGUCGAUCUCGCGGCGCGUGCUGCAAAUAUGAGAAAUCCGCUAUUCCGCAUGAUGCAUGAUUCUCCGGUGCAAAGGCGGUCGACGGUGCGCCCAUCAAUUGGCUUGAACUGCCCCAGACGAAAAGGAGACGACCACGCGGAGAGACAAGAAGCGAAGCACUCGGCGCUGUUUGCCAUGUGCAGCAUUGUUAUUGCAGCUAGCGAUGCUACGCUGCGCCUCGAUGUGACUCGCGUGUACCGCUUGACGGCUCCUCCGACCCGAAGCCACCGAUGUCCGCUGUUCCGAAGCACCAGCUCUUGUCUUGGCCCACCCAAGGGGCACAUCGCGCUCGCGGGUGUCGUUCUUCUCGGCGUCAUCAACGGAGGCGUUAUCUAUGCGAACCGCGUGGGCAGCAGCCGGGGCGCUCGACAACAUAAUGGGUGCUCUUCCCACAUCGGUCACGAAGCCCACAACGACACAUGUGUAUCGUCGAGCAGUUCCAGAGCAUUUGCUCAGCUACUAUUGACAUUCUCGAAGAACCUUCGCAGCUGA